UUUUUUUCAGGCCAUGGGUUGUCAUGUGACGCUUUUUCAGCCAUCUUGUGGAUACGAAAAGAGAGACAACUUCGCAUACAAACUCAGCGCUGUCAGUUUAAAGCAGAGACUUUCUAGGAAAAAUGGCAGAAACCCAGACACUUAACUUUGGACCAGAAUGGCUCCGUGCUUUGUCUGGUGGAGGGGGGAGCAGCAGUGUAGCUUCUCCUCCUCUAUCACCUGCAAUGCCAAAGUAUAAACUUGCAGACUAUCGCUAUGGGAGAGAAGAGAUGCUAGCACUUUAUGUAAAGGAUAACAAGAUUCCAAUAGAUCUACAUGACAAGGAGUUUCUGCCUAUUUUACAAGAGGAGCCCUUACUGCCACUGGCCCUUGUCCCAUUUACAGAGGAGGAACAGAGGAAUUUCUCCAUGUCUGUAAACAGUGCGGCAGUGCUGCGUCUGACUGGGCGAGGAGGGGGCGUGGUGGCAGGGGCAACCCGAGGUCGAAGUUCCUCACGCGGGCGAGGACGAGGCAGGGGAGAAGGAGGGUUUUACCAAAGAAGUUUUGAUGACGUGGAGGGCGGAUUUGGCCGAGGGGGGAGGGAGAUGCAUCGCUCUCAGAGCUGGGAGGAAAGGGGAGACAGAAGGUUUGAAAAGCCAAGUCGAAAAGAUCCAGAUGGAGCUCCAGCCCACUUUCAGCUGAAUCACAUACGGGGUAACUAUGAGGACGGUGGUCCAGGGGGUUUGGUGCGGAAGCAUGACUUUGCACGCUCUGAAAGCGAGAAUUGGCGGAUGUCUCGAGAUGAACAGAAUGGUGAGGAUGAAGAGGGGGGUGGCUGGCGGCUGGCGGGGUCCCGAAGGGAUAAUGAACGAUGGUGUAACCCAAGUCCAGAUGUGCCGCGUUCAGCUGGGUGGCGGGAACACCCGGAUCAGCGACGCCGCUUUCCGUUUGACUCGCGGGGGGAGGAGGAGCGAGGUGGGGUCUACCGGAGAGCCCGCUCGGGCAGUGGCAGCAUAGAGGAUGAGAGGGACAGUCUGCCAGAGUGGUGUCUGGAGGAUGCAGAGGAGGAGACGGGUACCUUCGACUCUUCAGGAGCCUUCCUGUCUCUUAAGAAAGCUCCUAAGGAGCCAAUUCUGGAAGAGGCGGAGCUAGAGUUCCGUCCACUGGAGGAGUGCGAAGAGCGUUCAGAGAAGGACGACAGCGAAGCAGAGCAUACCAAAGAGUCUGAGGGCAAGCACCAGACUGCCAGACACGAGGAUGGGGCUAAAUUGGAAGAGGCCUCUCUGCCUGCUGCUCACAUACCGGCGACGGUCACUGUUCCAGAAGCAGCUGCAACAGUAUCCCUGCCUUCCAGCCAACCUGAGAGAGCAGAAGAACCCGAGAGACCGACAGAGAGAGUGCUGGCGCCCGAAAUCAGAGCCACUACAGCUCCACUACACACACCCCUCCCUAACUGCGUUGUGGAUGCCAUCCCCAUACCACACACCGCCAAUACCCUCAACACACUUACAGAUCUUCAAACCUCGUCCCCCUCAGUGUUGCCCCCACAGCCUGUAGUCCCCCAGCCCCAGCCGCCCAAGCCUGUGGAAGGGCCUGUGGUGGUGCCUGCUGCUAUCUCCUUUAAGAGCAUCAUCACUCCUGUUGGCCAGACUACAGCCAUGCCACCUGACACGGAUGAAGACGAGGGCCUCAAGCACUUUGAACAGGAAGCUGAGAAGAUGGUGGCGUAUCUGCAUGAUGGCGGCGUGGACGACGAGCGUUUGGCUGCUAAGAGCACAGAGCGUCCCAAAUCUGCUGGCCUGCCACUGUCCCACGAGGCUGCGCUUAAAUGGUUCUACAAGGACCCUCAGGGAGAGAUUCAGGGUCCAUUCAGUAAUCAUGAGAUGUCUGAGUGGUUCCAGGCUGGGUACUUCACCAUGACCUUGUUGGUGAGGAGGGGCUGUGAUGAGGGUUUCCACCCCCUGGGAGAAAUCUUUAAGAUGUGGGGGAGAGUGCCUUUUGCCCCUGGCCCUGCACCACCUCCCAUACUGGGAGAUGCUGAUCAGGAGAGGAUGAAAAGGCAGCAGGAGCUGAAUGCUUUAAGCAUUUAUCAGCUUCAGCAGUUGCAAUACCAGUACAUGCUUCGGCAUCAGCAGUAUGCUCAGGCUCUGGCUCAGCAGAAAGCUGUGCUCAGUUCAGCUGCUCCCCCGACACAGCAGCAACAGCAGCUCAACAUGCUCCUGCACCAAGCCCUCAAGCUUAGAACUCCAGAACAGCAACAGAGCCUAUUGCCACCCGUGACGCGUUCCAUGUCCGUUCCAGAUUCAGGUUCCGUUUGGGAUAUGCAGAAACCAUCGACCCAAGCAUCCUGUACCCCCAACAUUCAGCCAGCAGCUCCUAACACAUGGGAAGGGACCAGUGUGUGGGAUCUGCCCAUAGACACCAUGUCUCAAGCCUCCAUUGAGCAGAUGCAGUUGGAGAAAGCAAAACUGGAAAUGGAACGGAGGGAGGCAGAGCUACGGGCUAAAAGGGAAGAGGAGGAGCGGAAACGUCUGGAGGAGGUGAUGCGGGCACGACAGGAGGAAGAGCGCAAACGUCUGGAGGAAGAGGAGCUGGCACGGCGGAAACAGGAAGAGGCAUUGAGAAGACAGCGUGAGCAGGAGGAGACACAGCGGCGGCAGAAGGAGGAAGAGGAGCGUCUGGCCCAGGAGGAAGCACUCCGCAGACUAGAAGAGAAAAGGAGAGAGGAGGAAGAAAGGAGGCAAAGGGAAGAGUUUCUUCGUAAACAGGAGGAGGAGCGGAGGAAGCAGGAGGAAUUGGAGGCUCAGAGGAGGCGAGAAGAAGAGAGGCGUCUGGAGGAGGAGGCGGUGGCGGCGGCGGCGGCGGCAGCUGCAGCAGCUGCGGCAGCUUUGGCACGACAACAGCAGGAGGAGCAGAAGAGGAGGGAACAGGAGCUUCAGAGGCAGCAGGAGCUUCAGAGGCAGCAGGAGCUGCAGAGGCAACAAGAGGCUCAAAGGCAGCAGGAGGCUCAAAGGCAGCAAGAACUGCAGAGACAGAGGCAACAGCAGCAGGAGGCCUUGCGCCGACUCCAGCAGCAGCAACAGCAGCAGCAGCUGGCCCAAAUGAAGCUCCCAUUGUCCUCUAAGUGGGGUCAGCAGUCUGCCUCGGCCUCCUCCCUCACCCAGACGCAGAACACUCUGUCUCUCAGCGAGAUCCAGAAACUCGAGGAGGAGAGGGAACGACAAGCUCGGGAGGAGCAACGACGCCAGCAGCAGGAGCUCCAGAGGCAGCAGCAGCAGCAGCAACAGCAGCAGCCCCAGGCCAAGCUCUCAGGCUGGGGCAGCGUGGCGAAGCAGCCUACUGCAACUAAGUCCCUCCUGGAGAUCCAGCAGGAGGAAGCCCAACAGAUGAAGCAGAGGAAAGAACAGCAACAGGCUACGGUCACUCAGCAAAACCGCACCCAGAACAGAACUGUUUUGACCUCAGUGUGGGGUUCAGUGAGUAACCCUAGUUCCCACUGGGGUUCGGAGAGCAGCAGCAUCUGGGGUGACACUCAGAAUUCUAACAUGGGCUUCUGGGAUGAUGCAGUUAAGGAGACUGCUCAACCUCCACCAUCACGCAAGAGCAAUGCACAGAAGAACAAGGGAAAUGCAAACCUCAGUAAUAGUAACAGUGGGAAAUCCAGUAAAAAAGUGGAAGAAGAAGAGAAGCUGUUGAAGCUCUUCCAGGGAGCCAAUAAGACUCAGGACGGCUUCAUGCAGUGGUGUGAGCAAACGCUACACGCACUCAACACUGCCAACAACCUUGACGUUCCAACAUUUGCGUCAUUCCUGAAGGAGGUGGACUCUCCUUAUGAGGUGCACGAUUACGUGCGAGCGUAUCUGGGAGACACACCCCAGGCCAAGGACUUCGCCAAGCAGUUCCUGGAGCGUCGUGCCAAACAGAACGCCAACCAGCAGAAAUCUCUGCAGAGCCAGCAGCAGAAAAAUCAACAGCAGGAUUCAGUGUGGGGGAUGAACCAGACCGUAUCUCAGGCCGUGUUUCAGUCCAACCACUCCUCCACACAGCAGCAACAGCAGCAGCAGCCGCGCUUUGAGACGGUCACCUCUGGCAAAAAGAAGAAGAAACAGAAGAUGGUGAGAGCAGAUCCCAGUUUGUUAGGUUUCUCAGUCAAUGCAUCAUCUGAGCGAUUAAAUAUGGGUGAGAUUGAGACUGUGGAGGACUUUUGAGACCUACUGACAAACUCACUCCCCCUACUGACUAUAUCCGUUCAGAACAGCUACGUUUUAUCCCAUCGCCCAAUGUUGUUUU
Colossoma macropomum (tambaqui) is the source of this 4269-nucleotide messenger RNA. RefSeq names its product GRB10 interacting GYF protein 2 (gene gigyf2). Lineage: Eukaryota; Metazoa; Chordata; Actinopteri; Characiformes; Serrasalmidae. The coding region runs from base 123 to 4187 and encodes 1354 amino acids. Gene Ontology annotation, cellular component: proximal dendrite; perikaryon; vesicle. Gene Ontology annotation, biological process: insulin-like growth factor receptor signaling pathway. The record is from RefSeq and is a predicted model, not a curated record. Gene Ontology annotation, molecular function: protein binding. The transcript has 29 exons.